AUGCAUGUUGUUUUUUUCCAGGUUAUUCAGGAACUGAAAAGUAAAGAUAUUAGCAAAUCAUUUCGAAAAUCCAUAAACAAAAAACUGGGGAUUACUGCAAUUGGAGGAACAUCAUCCAUUUCCAGUGAGGGAACUCAGCAUUCUUACUCAGAAGAAGACAAGGUCGCGUUUGUUAACUGGAUAAAUAAAGCUCUUAAAGAUGACCCUGACUGCAAAUAUUGUCUCCCUAUGAAUCCAUCAGAUGAUAGCCUUUUUAAUUCACUUGCUGAUGGUAUCCUUCUUUGCAAAAUGAUUAAUUUAUCUCAGCCAGAUACGAUUGAUGAAAGAGCAAUUAAUAAGAAGAAGCUUACUGCAUUCACUAGAUCAGAAAAUCUAGAUCUAGCACUAAAUUCUGCAUCAGCUAUUGGCUGUACAGUAGUUAACAUUGGAUCACAAGAUCUAAUAGAUGGAAAGCCACAUUUGGUGUUAGGAUUAUUAUGGCAAAUUAUUAAAGUUGGGCUUUUUUCUGAUAUAGAGAUUUCCAGAAAUGAAGCUCUUAUUGGUUUACUAAGUGAUGAAGAAGGAUUGGAGCAAUUAAUGAAAUUGUCCCCAGAAGAACUUCUGCUACGGUGGGUUAACUACCAUUUGAAUAACGCUGGGUGGAAGAAAAUAAGCAACUUUGGUCAAGACAUUAAGGACUCAAAAGCUUAUUAUCAUCUUUUGAAUCAAAUUGCACCCAAACAAGGCAACAGUGGAGAAACAGCCAUUGCCAUCGAUUUUUCAGGGUUUAAUGAACCAAAUGAUUUGAGGAGGGCUGAAUAUAUGCUUCAACAAGCAGAUAAAUUGGGUUGCAAACAGUUUGUGACACCUACAGAUGUGGUUACAGGCAACCCUAAACUUAAUUUAGCCUUUGUUGCAAACCUCUUUAAUACAUACCCUGCCCUGGAGAAGCCUAAAAACAAUUCUUAUGAUUUCAGUUUAUUAGAAGGUGAAAGUAAGGAAGAAAGAACAUUUAGAAACUGGAUGAAUUCAUUGGGUGUAACUCCUUAUAUUAAUCACUUAUACAGUGACCUUGCUGAUGGUUUAGUAAUCUUUCAACUCUAUGAAAUGAUUCGUGUACCUGUAGAAUGGAGUCAUGUCAACAAACCACCAUAUCCUGCACUUGGGGGUAACAUGAAAAAGAUUGAAAAUUGUAACUAUGCAGUAGAACUGGGAAAGACAAAUGCCAGAUUUUCAUUGGUUGGAAUUGGUGGAAAAGAUCUCAACGAAGGCAACCCAACUUUGACUUUGGCACUAGUUUGGCAAUUAAUGAGAAGAUAUACUUUGAAUGUACUAUCAGACCUUGGAGAAGCAGGGAAAGUAAAUGAUGAAACUAUCAUUAAAUGGGUGAAUCAAACUCUUGCAAAUGCAAAGAAGACAACUUCAAUAUCUAGCUUCAAGGACCAAUCUAUAAGCACUAGUUUGCCAAUAUUAGAUUUAAUAGAUGCUAUUGCACCAAAAGCAGUCCGCCCAGAAAUGGUCAAGAGAGAAGAUCUAACACCAGCAGACAAGCUAAAUAAUGCUAAGUAUGCUAUUUCUAUCGCUCGGAAAAUUGGUGCUUGUAUAUAUGCCUUACCAGAUGACUUGGUAGAAGUGAAGCCAAAAAUGGUCAUGACAGUGUUUGCAUGUUUAAUGGGAAGAGGAUUAAACAAAAUAAAAUAAAGAAUGGUUUCUUUUCUUUUUCUGCCAUGAUAAACGCAUUGAAUGCCUCAUUGUUUACAGACUAAUGUAAAGCAGAUAGUUUAUAUAUAUAAAUGUGGAAAAGUAAAGAUAGAUUAUUUAAAAGGAUUUCUUUUUUAGUUAUCACUUGAAAUGUGUAUUACAUCAGUAUGUGAGCUAACUCUGUUAACAUGAUGCAAUAAUCGUAAUUAACAUUACUAUGCUCAGCAGCUUUUUUAACCUGUAUAUGAUUUUUCUCAGUGCAAAGAUUCCCAAGAGUGUAAAGUGCUAUUUUAGGAAAUACUGUGAAGUCAAAACUUUUGAUUGAUGAGAUAAAUUUCAGUUGUUGCUAACAAACUUCUCUUGCUAUGGUUAUAAAAUAAAGAGUCAAUGUUUUCAAUAAAAGAGAAUAUAUGUAGCUCAGAGUUGAAUUGCGGAGUCCUUGGUCCUCUUGUCUUUGGUUCUUUGUAGAUGUUUCAUUAACUGACUAGGUAACAUCAUUAGCACUAUUAAGUGUGGACUUUGCUCACUAUUUGUGUACAGCGUCAAUAUAUAUCCUGCCAAGUGUUUUCUCCUUGGUAGUUCCUGGAUAUCCUUAUCAGCAGAGGAAAUAAUAACAAAUUAGAAACCCAAAUCUAUCAAAAACAAUCCACACUAACCAAGUGCUCCAUUACCAAAAUAAUAACCGAACCUCUCACACUAGUUGCUGUGUAAGAAGAGUACAAAUACUGCAGCAACCAAAAUAUCAGGAAAAGGAAUAUAUAAGCUAUGAAAAUAAAAAGCUAAGGAAACAAAAAGAUCAGAAAACAUCCUUCCAGCAGCUGAUAUCAAGAUAAACCGGGAUUAACACCAUAUAAACAAUGAAGCAGAAAACAAUACCCUAAUCAAGGAACUUCCUAAAAGAAAACCACACCAACAAAGCAAGCUACUAUAUAAAACAGGGAACAAAGUUCACACUCACUUCCAUUGCUGAUGUUACAUAGUCAGGUAAAGAAAGUUUGUCCACAAGCAAAUAAUCAAAUGGCACCAAGGACUCCACAGACAAUGUUUAAAUCUGUAACAAAUCUUGUAUUUCAACUAUGA
Molecule: messenger RNA, 2760 nt
Organism: Notechis scutatus (mainland tiger snake)
Lineage: Eukaryota; Metazoa; Chordata; Lepidosauria; Squamata; Elapidae
Source: RefSeq, a predicted model, not a curated record